This is a messenger RNA of Lagenorhynchus albirostris (white-beaked dolphin), 1990 nucleotides long. RefSeq names its product coronin 1A (gene CORO1A). Gene Ontology annotation, molecular function: actin filament binding. NCBI's taxonomy places the organism in Eukaryota, Metazoa, Chordata, Mammalia, Artiodactyla, Delphinidae. Gene Ontology annotation, biological process: actin filament organization; cell migration. The record is from RefSeq and is a predicted model, not a curated record. The transcript is spliced from 11 exons. The coding region runs from base 496 to 1881 and encodes 461 amino acids.
GAUGGCUUCCUGUCUCCCAACCUCCGAUUUGCGGCUCCCUCUCCCCAGACCCAGGCUUCCCAUCUGGGAUGGAUCCCCUGCCCCCAGACUGCUUCUCCUCACGCAAGCUCCUCACCUGCUUUCCGGGCGGGUGGACCCCGGAGCCUCUUGGAGAGUCACGGGAUGGGCGAGGCUGGCUGGAGCCCCCAGUGAGAAGGGCUAGGCCUGAAGGGGGGGCAAAAGGGUGAAGCUGGGGCCGUGGAGGAGAGGCCCUGGGGGGGGCCCCCACGGUGAGCUGGAAGGCGAUGCUGUUGGGCGCCAGGAUGGGGGCCUAGAGCCUGGGGGGCCAGAGGCAGGCCCCUUGGCUUCGCUGUCACCCAGCCCGGGGGGAAAACCAUCCUAGCUGGACCUCCGUCUGAGAAGUGGGUGCCGGCCUCUCCCUUCCUGAGGAUAGUUCCACUGGGACUGGAGAAGGCACUGAAGGGCACCUGCUUAAGCAGAGGCGAGAAGCAGAGGAUGAGCCGGCAGGUGGUCCGUUCCAGCAAGUUCCGCCACGUGUUUGGACAGCCGGCCAAGGCUGACCAGUGCUAUGAGGACGUGCGCGUCUCACAGAACACCUGGGACAGUGGCUUCUGCUCUGUCAACCCCAAGUUCGUGGCCCUGAUCUGUGAGGCCAGUGGGGGAGGGGCCUUCCUGGUGCUGCCCCUGGGCAAGACUGGACGUGUGGACAAGAACGUGCCCAUGGUCUGUGGCCACACGGCCCCAGUGCUGGACAUCGCCUGGUGCCCGCACAAUGAUAAUGUCAUUGCCAGUGGCUCCGAGGACUGCACAGUCAUGGUGUGGGAGAUCCCUGAUGGGGGCCUGGUGCUGCCCCUGCGGGAGCCUGUCGUCACCCUGGAGGGUCACACCAAGCGCGUGGGCAUUGUGGCCUGGCACCCCACAGCUCAGAAUGUGCUUCUCAGUGCAGGUUGCGACAAUGUGAUCCUGGUGUGGGACGUGGGCACGGGGGCGGCCGUGCUGACACUGGGCUCGGACGUGCACCCGGACACAAUCUACAGCGUGGACUGGAGCCGAGAUGGCGCCCUCAUCUGUACCUCCUGCCGCGACAAGCGAUUCCGCAUCAUUGAGCCCCGCAAAGGCACCAUUGUAGCUGAGAAGGACCGUCCCCAUGAGGGGACCCGGCCUGUGCGUGCCGUGUUUGUGUCAGAUGGAAACAUCCUGACCACAGGUUUCAGCCGCAUGAGUGAGCGGCAGGUGGCGCUGUGGGACACGAAGCACCUGGAGGAGCCGCUGUCCCUGCAGGAACUGGACACGAGCAGCGGUGUCCUGCUGCCCUUCUUUGACCCUGACACCAACAUUGUCUACCUCUGUGGCAAGGGUGACAGCUCUAUCCGGUACUUCGAGAUCACUUCCGAGGCCCCAUUCCUGCACUAUCUCUCCAUGUUCAGUUCCAAGGAGUCCCAGCGUGGCAUGGGCUACAUGCCCAAACGUGGUCUGGAGGUGAACAAGUGUGAGAUUGCCAGAUUCUACAAGCUGCACGAGCGGAGGUGUGAGCCCAUCGCCAUGACGGUGCCUAGAAAGUCGGACCUGUUCCAGGAGGACCUGUACCCGCCCACUGCAGGGCCUGACGCUGCCCUCACAGCUGAGGAGUGGCUAGGGGGUCGGGAUGCCGGGCCCCUCCUCAUUUCCCUCAAGGAUGGCUACGUGCCCCCAAAGAGCCGGGAGCUGAGGAUCAACCGGGGCCUGGACACUGGGCGCAAGAGGAUGGCACCUGAGGCCAGUGGCGUUCCCAGUUCGGAUGCCGUAUCCCGGUUGGAGGAAGAGAUGAGGAAGCUCCAGGCCACGGUACAGGAGCUACAGAAGCGCCUGGAUAGGCUGGAGGAGACAGUCCAGGCCAAGUAGAGGACCACCGGCUGAGGCCAACGGCAUCGCCUCCCUCCCUUCCACUCCCACUCCUCAGGCCACCAUGGCAGAUAAGAAAAUACUAAUAAAAUGGCUUUAUUUUCUGGUA